UCAUAGCGGCCACCAUUGGGCGAUAGUUCGUUCCGUAAUCGAUAGAAGCUGCAGCAACCAGUUUGGAAUAACAUUCGGCAUGGAAAAGAAGCACCGCCUCGUGGUCUACGACUGCGAUAUUGGGACUGAUGAUGCCUGGGGACUGGCUAUGAUGCUGCGGGCGGAGGAGCUGACUCUGCGCGAAGGAAGGACCUGCAAAGUGGGGGCCAUAACGACGGUGCAUGGCAACACGGACGCGGACAAUGGAACACUGAACGCCCUGAGGGUGCUGCACACGUUGAACAGGCGCGAUGUUCCGGUCUUUAGGGGCUGUUACGAGUCCAUAGUGCCCCGCACAUGGGAGUACACCAACUGUUUCCAUGGCCAGGAUGGCCUAAACGAUGUGGGCAACUAUCCCGUGGUCGAUGUGGAGCAGGAACUGCAGCCUGAGCACGCGGUCAAUGCCAUGUACCGCCUGGCCAGAGAUAAUCCCGGCCAAGUGGACUUCCUGCUGUGCGGACCACUUACCAACUUUGCCAACUGCAUCAAUCUGUAUGGAAACUCAUUUCUGACGAAGAUUGGACGAGUCUAUAUAAUGGGAGGCAACAUUUUCGGCAAGGGCAAUGUCACGAAAAGUGCCGAAUUCAACUUCAUGAUGGAUCCCGAGGCGGCGCACAUUACCCUGGAGCGUCUGCUGGAGCCGGCGAUCAUCCUGCCCUGGGAGCCCUGCAUCGAUGGAGAGUUCGACACCACCCUCGACUGGCGACUGAAUGUCCUCGGCGCUGUUGAUCAUCCCUUCAUAGAGCUGCUCACGCGCGUGGAACGCUCCAUGCUGGAGCCGCGAGGAUUCGUAAAGUGGAUCAGUUGUGACUCCCUGCUCACCGCCGCCUACCUCUUCCCGGAUGCGAUGAUCGCCGAACAGCGGAAGUACUAUGCCACCGUGGAGCUGAGUGGCAACCACACCCGUGGCCAGAUGGUGCUGGAUCACCUGCGCGGCCGGAAGGUGGACAACAUCCAUGGCAAGAAGAUUAAUGUGCACAUCAUUAGGCGCCUCACCAGUGGAGCGACCUUCCGCACGAUCAUCGCCUGGACGGGAUUCCUUCCCAACGCCGAUAUCGCACAACUAUGCGAUUAGCAUCUUAAAUAUACAUGUCACGUUUAAAGCAA
Molecule: messenger RNA, 1146 nt
Organism: Drosophila sechellia
Lineage: Eukaryota; Metazoa; Arthropoda; Insecta; Diptera; Drosophilidae
Product: pyrimidine-specific ribonucleoside hydrolase RihA
Exons: 2
Coding region: 80-1114 (344 amino acids)
Molecular function (GO): hydrolase activity, hydrolyzing N-glycosyl compounds
Source: RefSeq, a predicted model, not a curated record